This is a messenger RNA of Acanthamoeba castellanii str. Neff, 573 nucleotides long. Its product is annotated as RSNARE, VAMP71-family. Gene Ontology annotation, cellular component: membrane. The coding region runs from base 1 to 573 and encodes 190 amino acids. Lineage: Eukaryota; Discosea; Longamoebia; Acanthamoebidae. The record is from RefSeq and is a predicted model, not a curated record. Gene Ontology annotation, biological process: vesicle-mediated transport. The transcript is spliced from 6 exons.
AUGCCCAUCAUCUAUUCUCUGGUCGCGCGGGGUUCGACCGUGCUGGCGGAACAUGCUGCCGCGACGGGCAACUUCAUCACGGUGAGUCGUCUCAUCCUAGAUAAAAUCGCUGAUACGUCGGGCGGCAAGAUGUCGUACACCUACGACAGGCACUACUUCCACUACGCGGCGAGCGAGGGCGUGAUUUACCUGAACACGUACAAGACCGCCAUGGCCUUUGGCAUGAAUGAAGAGUUCUCGCGCGUCCUCCAGAGGCAGAUGGAAUACUUCUCGUACGACCCCAGCGUGGACAAGAUCUCUCUUGUCCAGAAGAAGGUGGACGAGACCAAGAAGGUCAUGGUGGAGAACAUCGAGAGAGUGCUGGACCGUGGCGAGAAGAUAGAGCUUCUGGUGACGAGGACAGAGCAGCUGCAGGAUCAGUCCUACCGGUUUUCCACCGAGAGCAGGAGGCUCAAGUGGAGCAUGUGCAGAGACAACUACAAGCUCUGGGCCAUUCUUGUUAUCGUCGUCAUCAUCAUCGUGUGGCUCAUCUCCUCGUUCAUUUGCGGCUUCGAUUACUCCAAGUGCUCGUGA